UCUCUCUCCCAGCGCAGUAGAGUCAGACUCAGAGCGGCGUGGCUCAGUCUUGGCUGUGGUAGAGAGGGGACAGACAUGGAUUAUCUCAUUCCUUCAACAUCCAGCCAUCGUGUCAUUUCUGGCUGCUUACCGCUGAGUCUCCCAGCAUCCUUCAGACCUUCCUAAACAUUCCCUAAACAGAGGGAAACCAGACUGGUUUUCACAGGAUUUUGGCGACUUAUGCAUGAAUUCUGUCUCCAUCAGUGUUGGUGUUAUUGGUUGGAACAUGACAAGAAAAUAAACUUUGGAACGACCAAUAGAGGAAGUCCUCGAAGGAGGGCUAAAUGAACAUCUUUCCACACAGUUAUCCACAAAUAACUGCCACCGAACUGGAGUUCGAUUGGGAGCUUUAAAAAGACAGUGAGAGAGAGAAAGAGAGGAAGAAAGAGAGAGGGAGGACAAACAGCGUCCAAUCGCCUGAAAAAGCCUUUGAUUUCGUAACGUGCUCAGAGGAAUCGAAUCCGUGCCGUAUCAUUCGACGCGAGAUAAUUGAACUUCCUGACUGGAAGGCAGUUAAAAUGGAAGUCCAGAAGUUGGAAGAUUUCGCACUACAAAUACACUGUGACAUUGUACAAUUUCUGGCCUGGUUGCGAUGUGUUCAGGAUCAGAUCUGAGUGAAGUUUUUUGGACUUUUCUUUUUGGACGUUCACACAUUUAAUAUUUAGAAUUAGUCCCCCUUAACUUAUACAUGAGAAUGUAUCAUUGAAGAACUUGUAGGUGUAUAUAUAUAAGCAUACAUAUGUAUAUGUGUAUAGAGAGAGAGAGAGACUUAAGAGAGAGAUAUAAACUCUCUACAUAGAUAUAUUUACUCUAUAACUCUCUCUAUAUAUAUUCUCUCUUUUUUGAGGUAUAUAAGUGACACAAGGUCUUGUCUGAAUGGUGGAACAGAGGUAUAAAGCAUUUCCAGCAAAAGAAGAUGAGAGAAGGAAGUGGAUUGGAAGUGAAAAAAGUGUCUUUUUAUUCAGACUCUUUUUUUUUUUUUUUAGAUUGGCAACUCGUUGCCUUGUUACAGUGAGACACAGAGAGAGUGUGAUUUAGAGAAAGAAAGCAAGAGAGAGGGAGAAAGAGAGAGAGAGGAAGAGGACAAGAUAGACAGUGCACUCUGGAGCAACAGUGGCUCAGGCAAAUCAAGACACUCUGAUUAGCUGCCUUGAGUCAUUCAGGUGAAACGACAUACAGAGAGAGAUACAGAGAGAACGAGGGAUAGAAAGAAGAACAGUCACAGAACACAGAACAACUCAUUUUUUCACUUUUUUUUUUCUUCCAACAUAUCCUCCUCAUAUUUUGUCACCUACCAUCCCUCCUCCUCCUCCUCCUCCUCCUCCCACACCCCCACAGUUGCCCCAACGGACUACAAAGGAGAUUGUCGCACAUUGCAGCCAGGGAGAAAGAGAGAGAGAGAGAGAGAAAGAAGAGAAGAGGCAUUUCCUCUCCUCCACUAAAACAGAAUGUUCCUUCCCGCCCGCUUUUUUGCUUUUUUCCUUUUUUCAUAGUCGAAAAAGCCGGCUGCCCUCGGUCCUCUCCUCUCCUCUCCUCUCCUCCGCCGCAGCCUCCAUCCCUCCCUCCGUUCCUAAAUAAGACGGCGAGACUGGAAGGAAGUGUUAUUUACUUUAUCGCUGCUGGAUCUGUUCUCCCGCUUUGAUAGAUUUUUCCUUCUUUUUUCUCUUUCUUUUUUUUGUGUGUGAGAGCGUGUGUGUGUCGCCUCUCCAUCCCGAGAUCUCGAGAAGGAUUGGUGUUGUAUCAGAGGUCAGAGCAUCAAAGCGAGGGAUCGGGACUACCUUUGGGAACGGUGCUACCCUUGCGUAAAAGAGAAGGAAGAGGAAGAGGAGAAAGAGGAGGAAAAGGAGGAGGAAAAAGAGUCAGGGGGAGGAGGAGGAGGGAAUCCUUCAAAAGCCUGCACUCCAAUUUCGAGAAAGCGUAAGAUCUGGUCCCACGUGUUUUCCCCCCUGCCUCCUCCAUCCAUCCAUCCAUCUAUCCCCCCCUCCUCUUUUCCUUUUCGGAGGGAUCCUUGGAUAUUUGUCUCUCAUCCCUCUCUCGUCCUCGGAAUCUGUCAGCAUUCCUGAAGGGACGCAGCCGGCUUGCAUCCGCGCCAGUCCUUUGCUAUUAGCUGCUGCUGGUGUCGUCUGCUUUAUUCUGUGGCGGUGCAGGCAGCCAGACGACCAUUCUCCAUGAGGAGCAGUGGAAGAUGCCGGCUCUGCCAGCGCUGCUGCUGUCGAUUCACCUCCUCCUCCUCCUCCUGCUGCUGACCAUGGCACCGUCCUCUAUUAGCCAGGCUCCUUCUCUCGCUGCCGUUAGGAUGGCGGCCAUUCUAGAUGACCAGUCAGCGUGUGGGCGUGGGGAGCGCUUGGCCCUGGCGCUUGCUCGAGAGAACAUCAACAGCCUGAUGGAGGGACCGGCGCUGGCCCGUGUGGAGGUGGACAUCUUUGAGCUGCAGAGGGACUCGCAGUACGAAACCACUGAUACGAUGUGUCAGAUCUUGCCAAAGGGCGUGGUUUCCGUCAUAGGCCCCGCCUCCAGUCCAGCCUCUGGAUCCACUGUUAGUCAUAUAUGUGGGGAGAAGGAGAUCCCUCAUAUAAAGAUCGGUCCUGAAGAGACCCCCCGCUUGCCGUACCUGCGCUUCGCCUCGGUGACGCUGUAUCCCAGUAAUGAGGAUCUGAGCAUGGCGAUCGGUGCCAUUCUGCGCUCCUUUAACUACCCCACAGCCAGCCUCAUCUGUGCCAAGGCUGAGUGUCUGCUCAGACUGGAGGAGCUGGUGCGUCGCUUCCUUAUCUCCAGGGACACGCUCUCGGUGAGGAUGCUCGACGAGAGCCUGGACCCCACCCCCCUGCUGAAGGAGAUCCGCGACGACAAAGUAGCAACAAUUAUCAUCGAUGCCAACGCUUCAGUGUCUAUACUUAUACUAAAGAAGGCGUCAGAGCUAGGCAUGACAUCAGCCUUCUACAAGUACAUCCUGACCACUAUGGACUUCCCGCUGCUACGGUUAGACGAUGUAGUAGACGACCAGUCCAACAUUGUGGGAUUCUCCAUGCUGAACAACAGUCAUCCCUUCUACCUGGAGUUCAUCAGGAGCCUCAAUCUUUCUUGGAGAGAAGGAUGUGACCUCAGCCCGUACCCUGGUCCAGCUUUGUCGUCGGCGCUGAUGUUCGAUGCGGUGCACGUGGUGGUGGGAGCAGUGCGGGAGCUGAACAGGAGUCAGGAGAUCGGAGUGAAGCCCCUCAGCUGCACCUCCUCGCUCAUCUGGCAGCACGGCACCAGCCUGAUGAACUACCUGCGCAUGGUGGAGUAUGACGGUCUGACAGGGCGAGUGGAAUUUAACAGCAAAGGCCAGAGGACGAACUACACCCUCUGCGUGCUGGAGAAAUUCAGAGGAGGCCACAGAGAGAUUGGCAUCUGGUACUCAAACAACACGCUGGCAAUGAACUCCACCUCCCUAGACAACAACAUGUCUCACACACUGGCCAACAAGACCCUUACUGUCACCACCAUACUGGAGAAUCCGUACGUGAUGCGUAAAGAAAAUUACCAGGACUUUGAGGGGAAUGACCAGUAUGAGGGGUUCUGCGUGGAUAUGCUGCGGGAACUGUCAGACAUCUUGAAGUUCUCCUUCAGAAUAAAGCUGGUGGAUGACGGGUUGUACGGAGCACCGGAGCCGAAUGGGUCCUGGACGGGCAUGGUGGGAGAGCUAAUCAACAGGAAAGCUGAUCUGGCUGUAGCAGGCUUUACCAUCACCUCAGAGAGGGAGAAGGUCAUAGACUUCUCUAAACCCUUCAUGACACUGGGCAUCAGUAUUCUCUACCGCGUCCACAUAGGCAGGAAGCCGGGGUACUUCUCCUUCCUGGAUCCGUUCUCUCCCGCUGUCUGGCUCUUCAUGCUCUUAGCCUACCUUGCCGUUAGCUGCGUUCUCUUCCUGGCUGCCAGGCUGAGUCCGUAUGAGUGGUAUAACCCACACCCGUGUCUACGGGAGCGCAGGGACCUGCUGGAGAAUCAGUACACUCUAGGAAACAGCCUGUGGUUUCCGGUAGGAGGCUUCAUGCAGCAGGGUUCAGAAAUCAUGCCGCGGGCCCUCUCCACCAGAUGUGUUAGUGGUGUCUGGUGGGCGUUUACACUGAUCAUCAUCUCCUCGUACACGGCCAACCUGGCUGCGUUUUUGACGGUUCAGAGGAUGGAGGUGCCCAUAGAGUCAGCCGAUGACCUGGCAGAUCAGACCAACAUUCAGUACGGCACCAUCCACGGAGGCAGCACCAUGACCUUCUUCAUGAACUCACGUUACCAGAUCUACCAGCGCAUGUGGAACUACAUGUACUCCAAGCAGCCCAUUGUGUUUGUGAAGAGUACAGAGGAGGGCAUUGCACGUGUUCUCAACUCAAAAUACGCCUUUCUUCUGGAGAGCACCAUGAACGAGUACCACCGCCGUCACAACUGCAACCUCACACAGAUAGGAGGCCUGCUGGACACCAAGGGCUAUGGCAUCGGCAUGCCACUGGGCUCUCCAUUCAGAGAUGAAAUCACUCUUGGAGUGCUGCAGCUGCAGGAGAACAACAGGCUGGAGAUCCUAAAGCGCAGGUGGUGGGAGGGAGGGGAAUGCCCCAAAGAGGAGGACCAUCGUGCUAAGGGUCUUGGUAUGGAGAAUAUUGGUGGCAUCUUUGUGGUUCUGAUCUGUGGGCUGAUCAUUGCUGUGUUUGUGGCCAUAAUGGAAUUCGUAUGGUCCACCCGUCGCUCGGCUGAGACCGAUGAGGUACGCCCUCACUCCUGCCCAGGCCGAAAUCACAGACACGCACCAGUUUCUGUGUGUCAGGAGAUGAUGACCGAGUUCAGGAACGCUAUCUCCUGUAAAAAGAGUUCUCGUCUGCGGCGCCGCCGUCCGCUCUCUUCUCACGGGAUCCUGCGGCACCCUGCUCGACUCCCCCUGGGGGCGCCGCGCCCUGUCCGGCUGGUGCGUGAGAUGCGCCUCAGCAACGGUAAGCUGUACAGCGGGACGGGAACGGGGCCGCUGGCGGGAGCCGCAGCAGGAGCACCCGGGGUGGGUGGGGGCCCCCCAGUAGAUGUAGGUCCAGGUCCACAGCGUCUGCUGGAGGACCCUCUCGGUGCCAACGUGUCCAGCACCCCUCCUCCCCCCCCUCUGGCCCCCAUGCUCCCUCCGGCUCCACCCAGAGGCUGCACUCACGUGCGUGUGUGUCAGGAGUGCCGGCGGAUCCAGAGCCUGCGCUCCGCCUCAUCGUCCUGCUCCCGCAUCCCACCUCUAGCCUCGGCUACCUCGUCCCUACCUCGCCUGCCCCCUCCCCCGCCCCCAACGUCCUCCAACACGAACACCGACAGCGAUGGAGGCGGCUCCACCAGCCCCCGCCGGCCCAAGCCCAAACCCACGCCCCCUCCACGACCUGUUCCGCCCGCAAAAACAUCCCCCACAGAUCUGCUCUGCAAGCAGGACUGACCGACGAACUGAAGAAAUGAACAGAUGUGCGCUGUCGUAAGAGGCUUGAACCUCAUCAAAAACUGAUAUUUUAAAACAAGCUUUGGGGAGAGCCGUGGAGACACUUUAAGAAGAGUAACCAGCACAGUAUCAGGGACAUAAAUAAUGGGAACGUUUAUAAUGAGAAGUUUUCAAGACUGAGGAAAGAAAAACUGGACCAAGUCAGCAGCUUCCUCCACCAUCGCCAUCUCACUCACACUCCGUUCAACUCAACUCAACUCAACCUAACGUUCACGCAAAAGUGAGGGACAGCCCAUCCAAAAUCGUGUAAACCGUACGGUCUUCACGACUAUGUACUAUGCAACAUGUCAGAGAGCAGAAGCCCUGGAGAUGAGCACUGAUGGUCCAGGCAUCAGAGCGGAGUACGGCUUCCAGUCUUUGGGGUUUGCAUUCCUCCUUUUUUCUCUUCCAUAACUGUGAGCUGGACGACUUAAUGACUUAAUGAGCUAUACCUUAAACCCCCUGAGAGGGCCAUGCAGAACUACACAGAAUUUGAACCACGUUCUUGGACUGAGACUUGGGUUUUAACUCUUAUUUUGUAACUCUGAAGAUCUUACUCCAUAAGAACGAUGGUUUGGAGAAAAGGCGUAUUAUAGAGUUCUGUUUUUUUUUCUCUAAUUAUUACCAGCUUUUUAUAUCUUUCAGUUUGGUUUUCUUUUUUUGUCUUUUUUUUGGUCUUAUUUUCUACCAUGGCAGUUUCUUUUUUUUUGUCUCUGUGUUGCUGUGGACGGUAGUAUUUUGGAGAUUUAUUUUUUAACUUGGUUUUGUGGACAUUUUUAUCAAAGAUCACUUCAUUCAAUUUCCUGUCCCACGAGUUCUCAAACAGUGCAGCUAGUAUUAAAGUUACAGCUGGACGAUAAAGGCCAGAGCGGGUUUUCCAGGAGAAAAGAGAGAAUGGCGUUUUCACUGAGCUGAGUUUGGUUUGACGGUUAAUGCAAGAUGGCCCUACACUCGCACUCUGGUACACAAAAAUACGUGUAUUAAAAAUGGGUUUAAAGCUGCACCUUGUGUGCACUGUUGUGAUGGCAACGUGAAUGAUGAACGUGGUAUUACUGUAGUGCUGGUAUUACUGCCAAGGAUGAUUGUAAUCUGUGCAGAUGCUGAGGUGUAAUUAAGCUGCUACAAAACAGAUGAGAAACAGCGCAAGAAACCUGAGAUCAUCAUUUUAAACUGAAUUAUGAAUCAGUCCAAAAAAGUCAGGCCAAAUUGUGGAAGUGCAUAUGGUUGUUUAUGCUCAAUGCAGGAGUGAGUGUGUUUUUGUAUGUAUGUGUGUGACUGUGUGUGAGUGUGCGAGCUUGUGAAUGAGAGUUCAUUGGUUUUUUUCACGUUCUCUUAUGAAGUUUCUCAUAUUUUUGUUUCAGACAUAAUUGAGAAAAAAAUGGAAAUUAUUCAGAUUAUAUUGUUAUUAUUAUUGCUAUAAAAUGUGGGGUUAUGUAGGAGGGCCACCACCCUCUAAGGUUAAAUAUAUAGAGACAUAAAUCAUUUGGAAUAAAAAAGGAUAUAUUCCAAAUA
Messenger RNA from Astyanax mexicanus (Mexican tetra), 7021 nucleotides. Its product is annotated as glutamate receptor ionotropic, kainate 5. NCBI's taxonomy places the organism in Eukaryota, Metazoa, Chordata, Actinopteri, Characiformes, Acestrorhamphidae. Bases 2225 to 5470 code for a protein of 1081 amino acids. The record is from RefSeq and is a predicted model, not a curated record. Gene Ontology annotation, molecular function: kainate selective glutamate receptor activity; transmitter-gated monoatomic ion channel activity involved in regulation of postsynaptic membrane potential. Gene Ontology annotation, cellular component: kainate selective glutamate receptor complex; presynaptic membrane; postsynaptic membrane. Gene Ontology annotation, biological process: synaptic transmission, glutamatergic; monoatomic ion transport; modulation of chemical synaptic transmission. The transcript is spliced from 21 exons.